Molecule: messenger RNA, 1388 nt
Organism: Notolabrus celidotus (New Zealand spotty)
Lineage: Eukaryota; Metazoa; Chordata; Actinopteri; Labriformes; Labridae
Product: zona pellucida sperm-binding protein 4-like
Exons: 8
Coding region: 56-1315 (419 amino acids)
Biological process (GO): prevention of polyspermy; binding of sperm to zona pellucida
Cellular component (GO): egg coat
Molecular function (GO): acrosin binding; structural constituent of egg coat
Source: RefSeq, a predicted model, not a curated record
GAGCUGUGUAUGCUGUAGUCGCAGUUUGGCCCUGUGUUUAGUUACUAACACCACAAUGGAGCUUUUCAAGUAUCUGUUCAGUGUUGUGGUGGUUGCAGUUUUGGUUUCUGAUGUUACUUCCCAGCAUCACUGGGCAAUGCCUCCGCAGCAACAUCAACCUCUUCCUCCUCAGCUGCCCCAGCAACAGUCCAAUGUCCUUCUACCUGCAGCUCCCUUUGAUAAGUGCCUGGUGGAGGAGAGUGAGAAGAUACAGUGUGGUGCUCGAGAUAUCACCUCUGAGCAGUGUGAAAACAUAAACUGCUGCUAUGAUGGGCGGCAGUGCUACUAUGGGAAAGCAGUGACUGUGCAGUGUACCAGGGAUGGCCAGUUUGUGGUGGUUUUGGCUAGAGACUCCACAGUACCACCCAUAGAUGUGGAGUCAGUCAGCCUGUUGGAAACGAAUGACCCCUUGUGUUCACCUGUUGACUACACUUCUGCAUUUGCCAUAUUCCAGUUCCCUGUGACUGCAUGUGGAACCACAAUCAAGGAGGAGGGAGAUUAUGUUGUGUAUGAGAACCACAUGUCCUCAUCAUAUGAAGUGGGAAUUGGGCCAAGAGGAUCAAUCACUAGGGACAGCCAUUUUGAAUUAUUAUUCCAGUGCAGGUAUUCUGGCACUGCUGUGGAGGCGCUUGUUAUGGAGGUGAAUGCUGUUCCUCCACCUAUCCCUGUGGCGGCUGUAGGACCCCUCAGAGUGGAGCUGAAACUGGGGAACGGAGUGUGUCACACAAAGGGCUGUGUGGAGGAGGAAGCAGCAUAUAGCUCCUUCUACACGCAAGCAGAUUACCCAGUCUUUAAACAGCUGCGGGAACCCGUCUAUGUAGAGGUCAGCAUUGUAGAGCGAUCUGAUCCAAACAUCAUCCUCAACCUGGAGCACUGUUGGGCCACUUCAACACAUGAUCCUCACAGCCAGCCACAAUGGGACCUCCUAAUUGAUGGGUGUCCCUACCACGAUGACCGGUACUUGACAACAGUGGUGCCUUUGGACGGCCACUCUGGGCUUCAUUACCCCAUGCACCACAAACGUUUCAUUGUAAAAAUGUUCACAUUUGUGGAUCAAAACACCUUCACUCCUCAGAAAGACAUGGUGUUCAUCCACUGUGCUACUGCAGUGUGUUACCCCAGCAGCACUAACUCCUGUGAACAGUCGUGCCACAGACAACGAAGAGCUGCAGUGAGGAAAGUUUCCUCAAGUCAGAAGGCUCUCGUGUCAAGUGGUGCGGUGAUCCUGACUGAGAAGAGGACUAAAUCUGCUCCUAACACCAAAUCAAAGAGAUGACAAUCCACUGGCAGUCACAUUGGGACUUGAAUUUUAAUAAAAGCUUGUUUAAAAGCACAUGAUUACAACUGAA